AUGGAAUCAAAUGAAGCUUUGAAUGCACUACCUUAUACUUCAUCCGCACUAGACCUUAAAGGUAAAAAUAGUAGCAUACAGUCUCUUGGUUUGAUUUCUAACUGUUCGCAAAGUCAGCAAAGAGCUGCUAGAACAAGCAGGCUGAACAUCAUCAACCAGAAGAGGAAAUUUAGUGAACCAACAGAUGCACCGGAACAAGUACAGCGUCUAUUCUAUGAUAGUACCCCGGUAGAUAAAACCGGCAAUGCUAGAAAUUCAACAUCGUUCACAUCCUUGCUUCAAUCAGUUAUUACACAGAGUACACAAUGUACUAAUUUUUCUUCCGAAAUUAAUAAUGGAUUUAUCACGGGUUCUAAUAGUGAAAUUGGAAAUCCCGUAAAUCCUGUUAUCUCAUCAGUUGAAUCAGAUUCAGAAGAAAGCGGUGAUGGUUUCUGGGAGGAAGAUACAUGCAACGCUGAAAAUGUGUAUCAUGACUACUCUGAUACUGACACUGAUGAUGAUAAUGUAUUUCGCAGAGCCAAGUAUCAGCGAGUUUCAAACGAGAAAGAUAUAGCUAGAAAUCGAGCAAACAAUUUUGAUUCAUCAAAUCAGAAAAGUAAAAACGGAGAGUGUUCGUCCUCCUUAGUUCCUAUUGAAGAAGGCUAUAAAGAUGACGGAGAUAUUGUAAACGAAUGUCCUAAAUGUGGAGCACUAUUUUGGUAUAAUGAGCGGAUACUUAAGAAUAGGAAAGCAAAAAGUCCUAUUUUCACUAUGUGCUGUUUGCAAGGAAAAAUCAAACUUCCAAUUAGUAAGGAACCUCCACCAUUACUUCAAAGUCUUCUCACUAAUGAUGAUGUUAUCAGUAAGCAUUUCCGUGAUAAUAUUCGAGCAAUGAACAUGAUGUUCUCAUUUACCUCACUUGGAGGAAAGAUUGAUAAUUCGAUCAACCAAAGUAGAGGUCCCAAGGUUUUUAAACUACAUGGGGAGAAUUAUCAUUUGAUUGGAAGUGUGAAACCAAAGGCAGACGAAUCUGCAAAGUUCUCCCAGUUGUAUAUACAUGAUACCGAAAAUGAGGUUCAGAAUAGGAUAGCAGCAUUAAGUGGGAAUUCUGAGAGAAGCAAAAUCAGAGCUGAUUUGGUUCAGUCUAUUAUGGAAAUGCUAAGGGAGUGCAACGUACAUGUGCAGACAUUCCGGAAUUAUAUGGAUAGAUUCAACGCUGAAGAUGAAACCGAAGAAUUGUCUCUGGUUUUAAUCCACACUCGAGAAAAGGAUGGACGAGUUUACAAUCUCCCAACUUCUUCUGAGGUUGCAGGGUUGCUUGUGGGAGAUUUUACUAUAGAUAUGGAUAAAAGGGAUAUUAUUUUGGAAAAGUGUUCUGGAAAGCUGAAAAGGAUCAAUGAGUUGCAUCCUUGCUAUUUGCCACUUCAAUAUCCUCUUAUAUUUCCUUAUGGAGAGGAUGGCUUUCGAUUAGAGGUACUUCUUCUUUCUAGGCGUUUACUUCAGCAGUUUCUGGUUGAUGCUUAUACAAUGAUUGAAAGUCAUCGUUUGCGCUAUAUUCGAAAGAAUCAGGGAAAUUUAAGGUCGUUGAAUUAUAGUAAGUUUGUUGCUGCUUCCAAUGAAGGUUGUUCUUCCCUCCCUAUUGAGGGAAAUCGAGUUAUCAUACCUUCAUCUUUCACAGGAGGUCCUAGAUAUAUGCAUGAGAUGUAUUUGGAUUCUGUGUACACUAUAGAGUUCCAGAAAAGAGGUCUUCCGCAUGCCCACAUUUUACUAUUCAUGGAUCCGUCCGCAAAAAUGCCAAAUGCCGAUGAUAUUGAUCGGAUCAUAUCAGCCGAAAUUCCUAAUAUAAAUGAAGAACCUAGACUAUACGAGGCUGUAAGGGAAACAAUGAUUCAUGGUCCAUGUGGUGUUGUCAACAAGGAGUCACCAUGUAUGCAAGAUGGGCGUUGCACGAAAUUUUUUCCUCGGAAGAUUGUUGAGAAAACAACGGUUGAUUCAAAAGGAUAUCCCAUUUACCGUAGAAGAGAAGGAGGUUCAACUGUUGAGAAAAAAGGAAUACAAUUGGAUAAUAGGUUUGUUGUCCCUUAUAACAAAAAACUUCUUCUUGCUUAUAAUGCACAUAUCAAUGUUGAGUGGUGUAACCAAGCCCGAUCGAUUAAAUACUUAUUUAAGUAUAUCCACAAAGGCCAAGACUGCAUUACAGCAACAAUUACCCAAAAAACUACGAAGGAACCAGAUAGAGCAGAGCUGAAUGAGCAUAGCGGAAAUCCAGUUACAAAUGCGAAUGAUGGUGGAAGAGAUUUAGGUGAUAACACUUCUGGAGGAGCAGAGGAGCCACAAGUGGACGAAAUAAAGAAUUAUUUUGAUGCGAGAUACAUCUCUGCUUGCGAGUCGACGUGGAGAAUCUUCGCUUUCCCAACUCAUUUCCGAACUACUCCGGUUGAGAAAUUGACGUUUCAUCUUGAAGGAGAGCAGCCAGUUAUUUACAGAGAAGGUGAUACUGUGGAAACUGUUAUGGCUCGCAUGAGUGUAACAAAGACUAUGUUUUUAGCUUGGUUCGUUUGCUGUGAAGAAUAUCCUGAAGCAAGAUUAUUGACUUAUCCCGAAAUGCCCACGAGAUUCCGAUAUGAUUCGAAGAACCAAGUUUGGAAGAAACGGAAAAAAGGAUUUGCAAUUGGGAGGUUGCAGCAUGUUUCUAUAAGUAGUGGUCCAUCGUAUUAUUUGAGGGUUUUGAUUAAUAAGGUCAGGGGGCCACGGUGUUAUGCUGAUAUCAAGACAGUUGAUGGAGUCGUUCAACCGAGUUAUGAAGCUGCGUGUUAUAAGUUGGGUUUGUUAGAUGACGACAAAGAAUAUAUUGAAGGACUGAAAGAAUGUAGCUAUUGGGCAUCAGAAAGCUUAUCUUCGCCUCCAUCGGUUUGGGAAGCAACAAAAGACAUUCUAUCAGAAGAUAUUCUGUACCUUGAGCGAGUAAAGCGUGGAAAUCAAAAUCUGACGUUAAAUGAAGAACAAAUUUUGAAUUGUACUUUGGUUCUUAUUGACAAGAUAUUACGAAGUAAGAAUAGUUGUUUGAGUAAAUGGAAGACAAUGCCGCAACCUGUCGAUAACGAUCAAUCAAUAUCGAAUAACCAACUCUUACAAGAUGAGUUGAGUUAUCCCCAGGACGAGUUACGGGAGCGACAUCAAGAAUGGUUUCCACAGUUGACAGAUGAACAACGGGCUGUGUACGAUCAGAUAAUAGGUUCUGUCGAUAGUGGAGGAGGUGGAGUUUUUUUUGUCUAUGGCUUUGGUGGGACAGGGAAAACAUUUUUGUGGAAUAUUCUGUCAGCUGCUAUUCGUUCAAGAGGUGAUGUAGUACUUAAUGUUGCAUCGAGCGGAAUUGCCGCUUUAUUGCUUCCUGGUGGAAGGACUGCUCACUCCCGAUUCAGCAUUCCCAUUAAUCCUGAUGAAUUCUCUACUUGCAAGAUACAACCUGGUAGUGAUCAAGCUGAAUUAAUAGCAAAAGCUUCUCUUAUUAUUUGGGAUGAAGCACCAAUGAUGAGUAAGCAUUGUUUCGAAGCUCUAGAUCGCAGUAUGUGUGAUAUUAUGAAGACUACCGACAACAGACCAUUUGGUGGAAAAGUUGUUGUGUUUGGUGGUGAUUUUAGACAAAUCUUGCCAGUUAUUCCAAGAGGCAACCGAGCCGAUGUAGUAAUGGCUGCUCUUAAUUCAUCCUAUUUGUGGAAGUACUGCAAAGUUUUGGAGCUAACGAAAAAUAUGCGAUUAUUUUCAGAGCCAAAUAGUCGUGAGGUCGAGGAAAUUAGGGAAUUUUCCCAAUGGAUACUGAAGUUAGGUGAAGGGAAAAUUAAUGAGCCAAACAGUGGAGAAACAAUGAUUGACAUACCCAAGGAUUUAUUGUUGACUCCUUCCACUGAUCCUAUUGAAUGUAUUGUUUCUGAAGUUUAUGGUAACACUUUCAAAGACUCGAAGGAUCCGCUUUUUUUUCAGGAAAGAGCUAUAUUGUGUCCUACUAAUGAAGAUGUUGACAUGAUUAACAACUACAUGCUUGAUCACUUAACAGGUGAGGAAAAAGUUUAUCUAAGCUCAGAUAGUAUUGACCCAGCAGAUACAAAAUCAAAAGAUGAAUCGAUCUUCACGCCCGAGUUACUAAAUAGUAUUAAAGCAUCAGGGUUACCUAAUCAUUCUAUAAGGCUGAGGAUUGGAACACCAGUUAUGUUGAUAAGAAAUAUUGACCCUAAUGAAGGCUUGUGCAACGGGACAAGGUUGCAGAUUAUGCAAAUGGCUCCUCACAUUGUUGAAGCAAAGGUUAUCACAGGAACCAGAAUUGGUGAAAAAGUCUUUCUUCAUCGUAUGCUGAUCACACCAACAGAUUCCAAGAUUCCUUUCAAGAUGAGGCGUAGGCAAUUUCCGUUUAAAGUGGCGUUUGCAAUGACGAUAAAUAAAAGCCAAGGUCAGACACUUGCAAAGGUGGGGUUGUAUCUACCUAGACCUGUUUUCUCACAUGGACAAUUGUAUGUGGCUGUUUCCCGAGUAAAAUCAAGGAAAGGAUUAAAGAUACUUAUUACUAACAAGGAGGGAAAACCAGAGACUUCAACGAUGAAUGUUGUCUACAAGGAUAUUUUCCAGAAUCUAUUUGAUUGA
Molecule: messenger RNA, 4614 nt
Organism: Raphanus sativus (radish)
Lineage: Eukaryota; Viridiplantae; Streptophyta; Magnoliopsida; Brassicales; Brassicaceae
Exons: 11
Coding region: 1-4614 (1537 amino acids)
Biological process (GO): telomere maintenance; DNA repair
Molecular function (GO): DNA helicase activity
Source: RefSeq, a predicted model, not a curated record